Molecule: messenger RNA, 915 nt
Organism: Colletotrichum lupini
Lineage: Eukaryota; Fungi; Ascomycota; Sordariomycetes; Glomerellales; Glomerellaceae
Product: retinol dehydrogenase
Exons: 1
Coding region: 1-915 (304 amino acids)
Source: RefSeq, a predicted model, not a curated record
AUGGUGCGCUUCGCCGCUAAGGAUAUUCCUGACCUCACAGGCAAGAUCAUCCUCGUUACUGGAGGCAAUAUCGGCCUCGGCAGGGAAACAAUCACCCAGCUCAGCAAGCACAAGCCAGCCCACAUCUAUCUCGGAGCUAGAAAUGAGUCCAAAGCUUUGGCCGCAAUUGAGGACAUCAAGAAGACAGUGCCAGACGCGGCCCCCAUCUCGUUCCUGGAGAUCGACCUGACGUCACUUGAGAGCGUCAAGCGUGCUGCUAAGGAAUUCCAGUCGAAGUCGCAGCUCCUUCACAUCCUCAUGAACAAUGCCGGCAUCAUGGCCUGGCCGCCCGGUGUAACAAAGGAGGGCUACGAGAUCCAGUUCGGCACGAACCAUAUGGGACAUGCUCUUCUCACCAAGCUCCUCCUGCCGACGCUGCAGCACACCGCCAAGGUCGGCCCCGAUAAGGACGUGCGCAUCAUCUCCCUCUCCUCGGCGGCCGAGAACUGGGUUCCGAGCAACCUCUACAACUUUGACGACUUCAAGACCGACAUGGCCUCCACGGGCACCUGGGCGCGUUACGGCGCGUCCAAGGUGGCAAACAUUCAUCACUCCAAGGCCCUUGCUAAGCGAUACCCUGAGAUCCGCUGCAUCUCAAUCCACCCAGGUGCUGUCAAUACGAAUCUCGUCAGCGGCCCAAUCGCCAGCUACCCUCUCGUGAAGCCAAUCGCAGGCAUCGUCACCUGGCUUGUGUCAACGCCCGUAUCGAAGGGUGCGCUGAACCAGCUGUGGGCCUCGGUCAGUCCGGAUGCCGAGACCGGUGUGUUCUACUGGCCUGUGGGUGUGAAAGGCAAAGACUCUAAGAACGCACUGAAUGAAGAGCUCGCAGAGAGCUUGUGGAAAUGGACGGAGAAAGAGCUAGAGCCCUAUGUUUGA